Fusarium oxysporum Fo47 is the source of this 1326-nucleotide messenger RNA. RefSeq names its product transcription factor TFIIE subunit TFA2. The transcript has a single exon. The record is from RefSeq and is a predicted model, not a curated record. Gene Ontology annotation, biological process: transcription initiation at RNA polymerase II promoter. Lineage: Eukaryota; Fungi; Ascomycota; Sordariomycetes; Hypocreales; Nectriaceae. Gene Ontology annotation, cellular component: transcription factor TFIIE complex. Bases 165 to 1079 code for a protein of 304 amino acids.
CAAGCUUACUUCACUCAACCUCCAUCUUCUUUUUUCCUUAUUCCUUUGUUCUUCGCUGUCCGCCCUGGCCGUCUCUCCUUGACACCAAUCCCCUAUAAACAAGCGCGACCUCUCGAUCUUCGUCUCCGAUCCGCAGAGAAUACAUUCUUUUUCCUUAGAUAAUCAUGUCGUCCUAUCUCGAAAGGCAGGCAAAUGCUUUCAAGGGCACCCUUUCAGCAGCCGCGACAAAGAUCUCAAAUCCAUCAACAAACAAGGCCUCAUCUCUCGCCGUCCCUUCGCUUGCUCCUCCCUCGCCAUCUCCUUCAGCAGCCUCCGAUCCAAAUACUCCCACUGCCAAGCGAAAACGAGAUGCAGGCCCCGAGGUACCCUACUCUCAGCCGCAGCUCACAGGCUAUGGUGCUGGGGUCAAGACGCAAAUGACCUAUGCUGUCGAUUACCUGAAAAAGAAGGGCGACGCAAAGACCAUCACGGAUAUUAUCGACCAUCUGAGUUUGAGGAAUUUUGACGAUGAGCACAAGCGACAACUUGCGGAAGGUUUACGGGGCCAUCCCCGUGUAGAGUGGAAGCCUGAUGCGAACCUCAGCGAACAGACCUGGAAGACUGGUACCUAUGUCCACCGACCUAUCAUUCCUGGAGUCAAGGACGCAACCAGCCUUCUCGCUCAUCUUCAAGCCAAGACAGACGCCUCAGGCGUGUCAGUAAAGGACCUCAAGGACGGCUGGCCCGACUGCGAAGACACAAUAUCAGCGCUCGAGCGCGAGCACAGGAUCCUAGUAGUGCGCACCAAAAAGGAUAACAUCCCGCGCUACGUUUGGCCCAAUGAUCCGUCGCUACACCACAAGGUCCAGCCAGAGUUCCAGAGCAUGUGGCAGCGUGUGCAACUACCACCCCUCGAGGAGAUGCACCGGAAGCUUACGAGCGUCGGACAAAAGCCUACAAGCGAAGAUCCCCGCAAGGCAAAGGAUGGACAGGCCAACAAGCCCAAGGCUCAGAAGCGUCGCAAGGGCAACAGGAUCGGCAAGGCAACCAACGUGCACAUGGCGCAUCUCAUGCAAGACUACAGUGGCAUGCGACGAUAGGGAACGCGUGUAUCAUAGUUGUUUUCAUUUCAGGGCGUUAGGGUGAUGAGCUUGAGACUCAAGGGACGAAUCAUUUGAUUUGAUUUGAUUUUUAUUUGGCGUUUGGCGAUGAAGGAACCCAUUGAGAUUAAGGUCAAACAAAAAAGACAAAGGGCAUUAUGAGACGGACAUCGUCGGGUAGACGUAGGGAGCAAGGCAGCGGCAUGUUUUAAAUUAUUCAAUCAACAACAUUGUUCAAUAUCAAAAA